Molecule: messenger RNA, 3112 nt
Organism: Trematosphaeria pertusa
Lineage: Eukaryota; Fungi; Ascomycota; Dothideomycetes; Pleosporales; Trematosphaeriaceae
Exons: 3
Coding region: 190-2970 (926 amino acids)
Biological process (GO): protein localization to phagophore assembly site; piecemeal microautophagy of the nucleus; mitophagy
Cellular component (GO): extrinsic component of membrane; phagophore assembly site; cytosol
Source: RefSeq, a predicted model, not a curated record
AGAGACAUUUCCGACUGUCACCGUUUGACCUGACUAGCCGCACGCCGCCCGUUGCUCUCGUGAUGGCUCCCAUCAGUACACGCCUGUUUCCACCGCUCCAUCGAUAGUCGCCCGCCCGCGCCCGCAUCCCAGCCCACCCCACUCCAUCUACACCUGCGCCGCCGCGUCCUGCAAGAGGCCUCCCACACCAUGUACCAGCACCCGCGCCCCUCGCCGAGAACCGCCUCUGCGGCCAACAACCUCCAGACCAACCCGACCCGAACAAACAACCAGCGGGAUCCCAAUUCCGAACGAUCUUCCCCAUACUCAGACAUAGCGCCCUACAGCGAUCAGGGAGGCGACGACGGCGACGGCGAGAUGGUGGGCCGCGCCGAGCAGAUGUCCGAGGAGGCUCAGAGGCACUACCAGAAGGUGAACCAGGUCAUCCAGAACUUCUUUACCAAAGCAGCACUUACCAUCAUCUCAUCCAGAGUAAUUCUAUCCCAGAGCUUCAAUAAGAACGGCGAUCUCAGGCAGAACAAAUGGUUUAAUGUUGUGCUCGAUGAUACCGAUGUUCUGCAACAUGAUCUCAUGGAAUGGAAGACGAUGGACGCCAUGGCCGGGCAGCACCCGUCGCUCUGCAUCGAAGUAUACCUAGACAUCAAGGGCUUGGACCACAAGCAGUCGCUGGUCAUCCACGAUGAGCAGGGCAAGAGAUGGGACGUUGGCGAAGCUCUGAAUGUGCCUGUUGAAUCAACCUCGCGACCGCCGAGUCGCAUGGGCAGAUCCACACAGCUUGUACUCGAGCGAUGGAAGAUCCAUGUAGGAGACAAGCACUCGGUGCACCCGUCCGAGCUGAGUGACCCGCUGCCCAAUGUGUACAAGAAAGCUGUCGUCCUGUUUCGCUCCCUCUACGCCUAUCUCCGAUUCAUCCCGGCCUACAAGUACUACAAGAACAUUGCGAAACAGCCUGCAAAUCAUCCUUCCUUGAAACUCAAUUAUCGGAUAUCAAAUGGCGACUUUAAGAGCCCCCGACCCGACACGCUACGCAUUCCUCUAUACCCAUCGAGCGAAAGCGUCACCGAGACGCAAAGCUUUACGCCCUCCAACUCGCCCGUCGGGCCAUUGUGCAUCUCGCUCGAAUACCGUACCAAUUGCGAGUUUAGCGUUGAUGACUCGGAAUCGUUGCUCAGCUCCCAUUUUAUGGGUCUAGACAACCCUUAUCUGGAACAGUCCAGUCGUGAAGCGGGCCAAGUGCCAGGUUCGCUACCCGUCAACAAGCUGCAUGCACAAGACACACCAGACCUUGGCCAGGCCUAUGGAAGUAUGUCGACUUUCCAUCAGGUUGGUCCACCAACCGGGACUAGUCCGAUGUCAGCGCUACGGGCUGCCCGAGACAUGCCUUCGUCGUCACCAACUGAAAUUCCACCACAGAAGCUUCCUCCGAAUCAUCGCACUGCUCAGGGCUCGAAAUCUUCACUGCGUUCUGCUGAGGCACCGCCAUACCAGAGGCGUACGUCUGUCUCCUUUCAACCAUUCAAGGCCGGCUCUCUGUCUUCAUCACCUGCUCCCGGCCCGGGAAUCCCUUCGUCUCCGGGAAGCUCUGUUGGUCGGCCUGGUAGUUCUUUAGGGCGUACUGCUGUGCCAAAUCCUCUAACCCAACCCCGCAAUCGGACAUCGUUGACCGCGCUUCCCCAAGCCGCACUCAGGGCACCUUCACUACCCAAUGAGACUGCUAUCACUUCAUCUGCUUCCAGCUCGCCGAAGCCAGCGCCCAUCCGCUACAGUAGCAGCUUCGGUCACAGGAGGAGCAGAUUCUCUUCUGGAGGCGGCAGCAAGACUGAAGACGAGAACCUCAGCAGCGGGAAGGGAAGUGUGGCAUCAUCCCAGCAGCGUGGUUCUGAUCUUCUAAACGAGGGAGAAGGCGCCAGUUCAGGCUCUAUUAAGACGGACGAUGAGAACAUCUCGGACUUCCUAAAACUGCUCGAGCAGAAGAAGGAGCUCAAGAGUUUCAAUCGGAGCGAUAAUGCUUCUCGAGAUGCCACGAUGCGCAAAACCACGGCUCAACUUUCUAAGUACCAGCGUAUGCGAGAUUCUCACACAGCACUGUCGGAUUCGUUGUCUUCGUCAAUGAUGCUUCAUCGAUCAUCAUCAUCCUCGAGCCGUCAGCUAUCUAACGUGCCUCAAAUGGUUGCUGGAACUUCAAUAUCGACCGCGUCAUCUCCUGGAAAGCCCAUCUCACCUCACACUCCUCAUACACCCGCCAUUCCAUCGCGACUGAGUGCAAACAGUAUCAUCGAGUACGAACCUCGCCGCAGCCGCAGUCGACCUGGUCAGUCGUCACGUGCCCAAGAAGCCGUUGAUGUGCAAGAACGAAGCGAGAGCGAAGAUCAAGCCACCAAUGCCAUCGAUAUUCCGAACUCACCACGACCCUGGAACUAUGCGCGACGAUCUAGCUCCGUGGCGCAGCAGCAUCGCGCCAUGGAAGAUGAGCCAGAUUUCUUCGGCCUACGCUCGGCGAGCCUACCGACCGAGGAGGUUGACCGGGAACGAGAUCUGCAUCGAAUUACGGCCCCCGAACUUACAUCCAGUGGGUUGUUUGCUCAAACAGAGCUUCUCACAAGCGCUAGCCGUGAAGCUCGGGCUACAGAGACACUCAGCCCGCCGGGUUCUCGGGACGAAAUCCCCCGUCCGCUAUCCACCUCCGACCUUCCUGCCAAGCGCGGCAUGUAUCCAGGAAGCAGUCGAGGCCGUGGUGGGUUCUCUUCCCACGGAUCCUCGACCAGUCUCACCACCGGCGCGACCAGCUCGACCGAGCGCCAGAGCCGAUACAACUUUGCCAGCCGCCACGUGCCCGCCGACGACGACGAGCCCCUGCUAUUCCAAAUGAGCGAGAUCGGUGCUGGUGGCUCAAGGCGCAGCCUCGAAGAAGGCAGAGGCGGUUCAAGCACCGGCAGCGGAGGCAGGCGAGGCUCUCCAUGGCUGCGAUAACCCAACAUCCUUACCCAAAAGCGCCGCCACCUUGAAUUUCUAUCCUUGUUUUCUUCCUUUGCAACUUGGCGUUCAUUUUGCGGCGGGGCAUCUGUGCUAUUUUUCCUCGGAGUAUUGCUCCGUCCCAUUUAGGGACUUUGUG